This is a messenger RNA of Equus quagga, 1952 nucleotides long. It is a transcript of the gene NOXA1, whose product is annotated as NADPH oxidase activator 1. Gene Ontology annotation, biological process: superoxide anion generation. The transcript has 14 exons. Bases 1 to 1902 code for a protein of 633 amino acids. Lineage: Eukaryota; Metazoa; Chordata; Mammalia; Perissodactyla; Equidae. Gene Ontology annotation, molecular function: superoxide-generating NADPH oxidase activator activity; protein binding. The record is from RefSeq and is a predicted model, not a curated record.
AUGGGGAGGGGCCGGCCGCAGGCUGGGAGCGUGGCCAUGCGGGAGGGCGGGGCCGGCCUGGGGAGGGGCGUGGUCAGGCCGGGAGGGGCGGGGCCGCUCCGCCCCUUGGCGCGGGGCUCGGCAGGAGGUGCGGCGCACCUGGAACCCACCGACACUCCCGCGCCCAGUGUCCGGUGCCCUCUCCGCCCCAGCCCUCUGCCCGGCUCUGAGGGCACCCUCCCACCCCCACCCCAAACCCCCGCCCAGCUCGGAGGGCAUCCCCCACCAGCCCCAGCCCGCUGCCCGGUUCGGAGGGCCCCCCAGCCCCUGCUCCGAGGUCCUCGGCCCGGUCCUCCCACGGGAGGUCUCCCUCACGGGACCCCACCCCGCCGACCGCGCCCCGUCCCGGAAGCGCCGACCUCCGCUGUAGCCGGCCGUGUCCUCGCUGCCAUGCCCUCGCUUGGGGACCAGGUGCGCGACUGGCACCAGGGCGCGCAGGCCGUGGCGCGCGGGGACUGGAGCUGCGCCCUGCGGCUCUUCUCGGGAAUCCCAGAGCCGCCUGCCAGGAUGUGCUUCAACGUGGGCUGCGUGCACCUGCUGGCCGGGGACCCAGAGGCCGCGCUGCGGGCAUUUGACCAAGCGGUGACCAAGGACGCCUGCAUGGCCGUCGGCUUCUUCCAGCGAGGAGUGGCCAACUUCCAGCUGGAGAGGUUCCAGGAGGCCCUGUCCGACUUCCGGCUGGCCCUGGCACAGCUGAGGGGUAAUGCCACCAUCGACUACACACAGCUGGGCCUGCGGUUCCAGCUGCAGGCCUGGGAGGUGCUGUUCAAUGUGGCUGCAGCACAGUGUGGGCUAGGGCUCUGGGCCGAGGCCACACACAGCCUAGAGGAAGCCAUCUCCAAGGGGCCAGAAGGGGCCCGCAACAGCCUGGACACUGCCCUGGGCCAAGUGCAGAAACAGGCCCCAUUGCAGCCCCGGCGAGUCCCCAGGGGCGAGGUCUUCCGGCCCCAAAGGCGGCACCUGGAGCACCUGGAGCCUGUGGAUUUCUUGGGCAAGGCCAAGGUGGUCACCUCCAGCAUCCCUGAGGACCAGCACAAGGGCGUCUGGCGCCAGCGGCCCCAGGUUCAGGAUACAGCUGGUGAAACCAGACCUGGGACUGCCCCACGGGCUGGCGAGACAGGCCCCUGCAGAGCUGGCACCCCCCAUGGCCCCAGGAUGCCCCCCGAUGCAGAGAUGAUCCCCUGCGACAAGUGGAGGCCCCGCGUGGAGCAAGCUGGCAAACAGGUUCCUCCAGGGCUGCUGGCAGCUGGCGGGUUGAGCCCUGGCCCCUCUGAGGAUCCCGCAGGUGCUGGGGGCAUGGCUGCCGAGGACCCCGAGGCCUUGGUGACCAUCACGGUGCAGUGCGCCUUCACCCUGGCCCUGAAGGCCCCGAGAGGUGCAGACGUGUCCAGCCUGCGGGCCCUGCUGAGCCGGGCCCUCCCUCACCAGGCUCAGCAAGGGCAGCUCAGCCUCUGCCCCUGCAUAGGGUGGCAGUCCCUGCUGCCCACUCCGAGGGGUCUCUUUGCAGUUACCGAGACCCCAGUGAUGACGGCCACUGGGUUCCCCUCUGCGGGGAGGAGGUGCUGCAGAGGGCCUGGCGGGACGUGGCUGGUGGCCCUGGGGGGCUGCGGAUCCAGUGCCGGGGAGUGGGCGGCCGGCCUGUCCUCUACCAGGUGGUGGCCCAGCACAGCUACCGUGCCCAGGGGCCUGAGGACCUGGACCUCCAGCCGGGGGACACCGUGGAUGUCCUGUGUGAAGUGGACCAGGAGUGGCUGGAGGGCCACUGUGACAGCCGCGUUGGCAUCUUCCCCAAGUGCUUUGUGGUCCAGGCUGGCUGCUGACUGUGAGGAGCCCCUCGCCCCCAGCCUGGCAAGAUCACCCUAAGAAGUCCAACAGCAAAGAAGGUUUUAAUAAAAGCAAUCUGCCCCCUCUAA